Molecule: messenger RNA, 1113 nt
Organism: Phytomonas sp. EM1
Lineage: Eukaryota; Euglenozoa; Kinetoplastea; Trypanosomatida; Trypanosomatidae
Source: the annotation of a GenBank genome assembly
AUGCCUUCCUUUGACUUGCAUCCUGGUUUUGCGGGGCAAUCUAUCCGCAGCAAUCCAUGGAUGCCUUCGCAGUUCGUCGUGGCCUCUUCGCAGCAUUUUGGUGUGGUUGGAUCUGGUAAGGUCUACAUCGUUCAGACCACUCCCGGUUUCGCCGCCGGUAGUCCGGUCCAGCUCGUUGCGUGUUGGGGGACCCCUGACGGCGCAUUUGACGCCUGUUUCAGUGAAGUUGACCAGAACAUACUUGCGGUUGCGUGCGGAGAUGGCGUGAAGGUGUUUAACAUUCAACAGUGUGCGAACCGGGACGGCGCGAUGCCGAUGGUGCACAACGCGGAGCACCAGAAGGAGGUAUCGUGUGUUGUGUGGAACUCCUGCAAACGUGACACGUUCUUUUCCGCGAGCUGGGACACCACAUUAAAGAUGUACAGCGCCAUGAACCCGAACGCCUCGAUUGUGACAAUGCAGGAGCAUUUUAAGGAGGUCUACGAAAUCGCAACGACCGCGCACAGCCCAACCUCGAUUCUCUCGUGCUCCGGGGACGGCACGUGGAAGCUGUGGGACACCCGCACCGCGCCGUGCCGCUCCGUCCUGACGCAGAUGGCGCACCAGGGCCAGAUUGUGCUUUCCAUUGACUUCAACAAACACGACCCGAACCUCUUCGCGACAGGUGGGGUAGACCGCACGGUGCGGCUAUGGGAUGCUCGCCGGCCGGCGGAGCCACUGGCUUCGCUGCCUGGUCAUCAGCAGGCCUGCCGCCGCGUCCGGUUCUCCCCGAACAGCCGCACACUGCUCGCGUCGGCUGGUUAUGAUAUGCGCGUCUGUGUAUGGGAGCUCAACCAACCCCAAAAGCCUAUGAUUGCGUGCUACUCCCACCACAGGGAAUUUGCUGUCGGCCUCCAGUGGUCUGCGGCGGCUCCAAACAAUUUAGCUACCGUUUCGUUCGAUGGGACGGCCUUUUUCCUGACUGUUGGCCAGAUGCCAACCCGUUCGCCACCUCAGCCGCUCCAAGUAUCUGCGGUCUCUCCACCUCGCAUCCCACGGCCACGCACCAGUCUACUUCCUGGGCUACCGCAGGCAGGUCCACCAUUGCCCUUGUCCCCUCGCUCUCCGCGUUGA